Messenger RNA from Symbiodinium sp. CCMP2592, 11799 nucleotides. Lineage: Eukaryota; Dinophyceae; Suessiales; Symbiodiniaceae. The record is from the annotation of a GenBank genome assembly.
AUGUAUCUUGGCAAGCAUGGGGUCUUCGAUGUCGGUGUUGGUUGGUGUUCUUGCGUGUGCAUGCACCUGCGCUUUCAGUGUGCAGCCUCCCACGAGGCAUUUUUGACCUUUGGAUGCGGUUGCUUGGUGCCUAACAAAUGCAUCGGUGGCUCUGGGGCAUUGACCAAUGCAACCGCCUCCUCCUCUUGCACACCCCGCCUCGGGCACCCCGCUGGCUGUGGAUUGUCUUGGCACCAUGCUGUGCUUGGGAAUUUUCCAUUUCCCUCUCUCCAACGUGCCGCUUUGCUUCCCCGCACUGCUUUUGCGGUUACGGUGGUCUGCCUACCGCGCCAUUGCGGGACUGCCUCGUGCAAUGAUCCUUCUGGAGUUAUUUCAGAUCGCAGCGUGCCGAACACUUGCAUCGGUGGCUCUGGGGCAAGGACCUGUGAUCUUGAUCUUCCCAUCUUGUGUCAAAGGGACCGUGUUAGCGUUCUACCUCGCCUUGCCGCAGCAGCCGGUACGGUGACGCGCACCCGACAUGGUCGCCAUUUUGUCAUUGACUCUGCCAGGCUGCUUUUUCACAGCUACUUGGGGUACUGUGCGGCAUGCCUUGCUGCUUUCGGGCGCACCCUUUCCCUUUGCUGGCUGGGGUACCUGCUCUGGAUGCUGUCUCGCACCUUCUUUGGUCGCACGCUCGUUACUCGGCAGGUUCGGAGUGGAUCACCUGGGCGUUCCCCCCCUUUCCUUGCCGCGCUCUCUGUGGUUGCUGCCGUCGGUUGUGACCGUCCGCUUGUCUGGACCUGCGACAAGCCCCCGACCCGGAGACCGAAGCCUAACUGCAGGCCUGCCCUUCGCCCCGUCUGGUUGUCCGCUGUCUUUCGUUUCCUUCUUUGCUACACCCUGCCGGUGCAGGUGUGGGCGGCGCCAGGUGCAGAUGAUGGAGGUGCCCUGUUCACACAUCUCCUCCGUGACGUAGGUUCGGGCGGGGUCGAUGCUCCUAACCAUGCCGUUGCUGUCGAUGUCCACGACACCAUGCCAACUGUGUCGCUUUGCACUGACCAUGCCGCAGAUCCUGCCAACACCCUGCUGCAUUGUUUGGUCUUCGCGGCCGGUUACCGAACAGAGCAUCUCCUUUUACACGUGCCACAUGACACAUGUGAAAGUGGCCUCGUUGCUCAUGCAUCAGCUGCCUCUGCCCUGGUUCAGAGACUCUCUCCUGCGCAGCUCUUCCCGGUACGACCGCAGCCUGGCCAGGGUUACGCCAAUUUCAUCAUCGUUCCGGACUGGAUCCCAGAGGCCAGGCGGCAAACCGUCCUGCUUGACUUCUCUAGACUGCGCGGGCCCACCUUUGCGCAUGUCUUUCAUAAUCCGCUGACCUACCGCGCCCUUGAGGCUGUCGCAGAAACACAAACUGAUGAGCUAUGGCAUGCAUUUGUGCCCGAUGCCUUUGAACCGCUCGAGGUUGGUGGCGAGGUCAGGCUAGCAGAGGGGGCCCUUGUGUCCUUCUCUCCCCGAGAUGUUCCGUUUGCUCGUGAUUCUGACCUCUCUGUGCUCUUGGACCGGCCCUCCACCUGGCAGUCGGAGCCGGAACAGGUUUUGCUUGAGAGGCCUACCGUACAACAUGUCAGCUUCGGGCAUCCCACCGAGCCUCUCAAUGAUGUCGUCCAUCUCGGCAAGCUAUACGACAAGCUGGCCGCCGCGGACUACCGGGCCGAGCACCUCCCUCCGGGGCCGAACCUUGGCUCCUUUGUCUUUGUUGACGCUAGACAGUCUGCCAGGGGCCUGGGCUUCCUUUUUGAAGGGGAAGGCUCGACCGUACCGACACAGGACGGAGUACGGGUCUUAGGUUUGCAGCCGCCCCGCGGUUUCCGCACAUUUGCGGAACACCCCCUUCUUCAACGUGAAGGGCUCCCAGUUGUUGAUGGGCGUGUGCUCGUUCUUGGCUAUGAGCGUGACGAGUCCUCUGGGACGGACGAUGUGGCCCUGUCAGUUGAGGCUAGUCCCGCGCCGGAUGAUGCACUUGUCCCUGCCUCUCCGCCUGCACCGACCUCAACCGACGGUCCUUCUCCGCUGCCGGGCCCCGUCUUGGCGGCCAAGCGCCGCGCUGUGCUCGAUACCAAAUACGAGCAUCUCGUGGUGGUCCAGCCACAGCCGGACCGGCGGUUUUGCACUUUCAUUGCGCUCCCACUCUGGGCCACACAAGCUGUAUGUGUGGUUGUGGAUGCCCGUGCUGUGGACGGGAGGCUUUUUGCAGCGUGCUUUGAGAGCGGCCUAUACCCCCGAUCUGUCCUAGUCCAAAUCAGCCUGCGACCUUCGAUAGGCUUCCAGGUCAUGCACAACAGGCAUGUGUAUCGAGCCCAGGAGGCGCUCGUGCUUGCUAAAGGGGAUGUACUUUUCAUCCUUCCUGCCCAGGCUGCCCUGCCCAGGACUCGCCUGUUGCCAGACAUGCUUCGCCAGUCUUCUGACUGGCACGUUCCAGUGCCUGAUUUCCACGGCUUCCUGCAAACCCCUUACUACCUGCUCACGGAUGCCUGGAACACUAUCGCUGACUUUCCAGCUUCCGCUUCCACCUCUUACGCUGCAUUGCGGCAAUUUGCUGUUGCCUUCUUGCGUUAUGAGGAUUACCGCACCUCUCUGCAAACGCUUCACCCCCGCAUUGCAGAUUACAAUUUCCAUGGCAUAUCUUGUCGAGCGAUCUUCAUCGCUACUGAACGUCCCAUCGGCUCACCGGCACCUCCUGCACGUCCGCGGCCACUAUUGGUUGCUUAUGCCGUUGACCGGCGCGCGGUCCUCGCAGACAUAACCUGGCACGUUACCCUUCAUGGCAGGGUCGACCUCGAUAUGCUUAUGGCUGAAUUUGAGCCUGCGCCCUCCGGUUUCUUUACCUCCAUCACUGGCGGUAUGCCGGAGCGCGAUGGCGACCGGACCUUUCUCCGGGUCGACCACGGGCAAGUGCUCGCGGUUGUUUAUGAGGAGGAUAUGCUGGAGGCAGAUGAGGAUGCAGAACAACACACGUCCGAUGGGGACCCCGACAACACUGAUGCCUCCAGCAGCACAUCAUCUGCACCGCCUGCCGCACCCAAGCCCGCGCCAGCGCCCGUGCCAGGAGCACGUAACCGCAAGCGGCGCCUUGCAGACGGCCCUUCAGGCGCCCCGGUUGUACAUGGACACAGGCUUGCUGUGAACGUUGUCGUAGGCUGUGUGCUCAGUACUCAACUAGCUGCCACUGAAGCCGUGCCUCUUCAGCCAACAUGUUCCAUCCCUGUUGUUACGGUCGGCUCUUCUUGUUCAACUGCUGUCGUUGCUGCUUUCCUUGUCUCCUUCUUGGGAGCCUUGCCACUGUGGGCAUCGGCUGCAUGGGCCACCUUGCGUCUUCUUGGCACCAAAUGGAAAGCACUUGCCGGCACAAUCAGUGGGUUCGUCUGUCGGGUUGCUCUGCUCCUGUAUCCGCGGCCGUCUGCCGAGAUACAGAGUCGUCCAUCAGCCCUUUCCUCCCCUCUUCUGCACGGCAGCCGGCAGGCCAAGCUUUUGCUCGAACCACGAGCCGAUAGUGGGCCCGAGCGCCUUGCCCUCGCCACACUGCGCUAUUUCGCGCCGCGACUUGGCGAAGCAUGGCGGUAUUUACCCGCUGAGGAUGCGGAGUUCAUUCCAACCUCAAGUGGCUCCGAGGAUCAGGAUGACAUUGACCUUGCCGACCACCUGACACUUUUCGUGCUCCUGGCGCCGGGCUAUGCGCCUGAGCAAGUUGCGGUGAUGCUCCGCUUCCCUUCUACCCUUGUCGAAGCCAUGGACACCGUCCAACUUGCUCGCAACACUGUGCAUAGCCCCUGGUUUCAUGUUCUGGCUCCCGUGGAACCGCAGCCGCAACCUGGCAUCGGUGUCGCAAUUGCACUCGCCGACUGGCAGAGACAGGAGCAACUAGUUUGCCUUGACUGCACCCGCCUCGACGGGAGGCGCUUUGCAAUUGCCGCGCCGAGUUACGCUGACAGGCUUGCUCUCCUUCACCUUGCUGAUAUCCAGCUUAACCUCGGGGUUGAUGUUUACGUCGGAGAUGACCCCCAACCUUUAGCUGCGGAUGUCCAGGUUCAUAUGUGGACCGGCUUAGCCAUUUUCUUCAUGCCUCCCGAGCGUGCCCCCCCGCGGCCCUUCUCUCUAGCUUGGACCCUCACCGACUGGAGAAUGUGGCGGCGUUCUCCACCAGAGACACCCCCAGCAGGCCCAGAUGCCUAUAUUCUGGUGUACCAAGAUGAGACCAUACUUCAUCUGACAGACCCUCGGCGGCCUACCCGCCACCGCAACCAGAUCGCCGCAGCGUUGGGCAUAGCCCUGUCGUCUUUGCAGCUCCUGCCUGCCGUGCCUCGAGUCACGGAUGCCACCCUUAACGGGCUUGUUUGCCGCACCAUCCUUGCCGUUUGCGAUAGGUCGGAGCAAGGCUCGAUGCCCUGGUGUGCGGUCCUGCUCGACUUGCGUGCUUUGGGUCGGGGCUGGAAGGCUGUUACAGCGGUCCGGCACCAGCUGUCUUGCGACACUUUGCGUGAGGAGCUUGACCAGGACUCCCCAGACGGCUGGCCCGACGGGCUAGAUGUUAUAGAUGUUCAUCCAGGACAGGUUCUAGUUGCGUACCUUCGCCCUGGCCGUCUAGCUGUCCCCGCUGCUGCGGCCCCGCGGGCACUUGCCACAGGCCCUGCAAUCCCUAUACUUGCACCUGCCCCAGCUGCCACUGCCGACGAUGCCGCGCCACUGACACACCCGACAGGACCCCCGCGGUCCUUUGGCCCCCCUAGCCAGCCUACUGACCGUGCAGUGCCUGCAGGACCUGGAACCGACCCGGCCUCGGAUAUCUCUGUAGAGGAUGACAGCACUACUGCGUUGACCACCAGCGUGCAGGCAGACUACCUCCCAGGUACCUUUCUUGUUCUUGCACAAGAUUAUUGCCCCGAACUUGUUCAUGCUCGGUUGCCUGUCGGAUGCACAGACAGCCAUGCCCUCGAACAGGUCGGGGCUGCCAGAGCUCCAUUUUCGCGGCUGUGCACGCCCCGACUUGUCGUGGCCUAUCCGCAGACAGUUGCUGGGGUUGCGCUUAUGCUUGCACUUCCUUUUUGGACCCCGGAUGGUGCCACGAUUGCCUGUGAUUUGACACGCCUCACCGGGGUUGUCUUCUCCUUACAGCUCCCAAGCAUCGUCCGACGGGAGGACCUGCUCCGUGCCUUGGGCGUCGACAUUGACGCGCCAGUUGAUUUGUACCUCCGUGACUUGCCAUGGCCACUCCCGCGAGGUGCUGUUUAUGACUUGCGCACAGGCGACACUGUUGUUGUCACUCCAGUUGCGCAGGCCGCGCAUGCUCCCAUCCCUACCGGUCCCCUUAGCGCCCUGCUCGCCACAGUUGAUGCUUGGAACCCUGACUGGGCCCCCGAUGCCGCUUACCGGGAUACUGUUUGGCUUCUCACUGAGACUGGUGAUUUCAUGUUUACCGUUGCCAGUGGACGCCGCGCAUUUUUCAGGAAUGAUAUUGCGGCCUUGCUCCAAGUCCGAGCCGAUCGCCUUUUGCUUGCAGCCCCGGAUCCUGCUAUCCAAGACCAUGCAGCCAAAGGAGUCCUCUCUCUCAACGUCAUCGCGGUUCUAGGGGACGAGCCUCCAGAAGUUACUUCCCGGCAAGGUGGGGCGCUCUGUUUCCUGGAUUGUAGGCCUGUUAUGUGCGGCAUUUCUCGGCUGUCCGUCACAGACGGCGUCCUUGAUACUGCGCGCCUCACGCGCCGAUUUGCACAGCGGUGUCCUCAGGGCUACCAGCUCUGCAGGCUCAGCCCGCACUAUGGUCCUUGUUCUCUUGCUGCGUCCUUGCCUAUCCGCCCAGGCGAGGUCAUUGUACUAGCGUUCAUGCCGGGCGAGACCGUCCUUGUUGAUCUCCCCAGCAUGCCACCCGAUGACGGGACCGGCGCCGACCCAGGGCCCGCCACAGGGGAUCCCAUUACCGGCCCUCCUGCCCACCAUGAGGCCAUUGCUUCCGCUCCCGUUACAGGCGACGCUAGCAGUCGGGGAAGCGGCGAUGCCGGUACUGGCGGCACGCAGCGGGCCGGCCAUUGCAAUGUAUCACAAUGCAGUCCUGCCCCUAUCACUGCCCCCGCUCCGCUCCGAGAGCUCGGUGUCAGUCGAGUAGUUAAGUGGCGACAAGCUUGUUUUAUCUACGGCUUGGCGUGCACCUCUAUCCUCCUGCACUGUGCCCUUGGGGCCCUACCAGGCAUUGUUGGGCGCUUGUGUGCCAGCGCCAUCAUCACCUCCCUCACUGCCCUCCUGCCUGCGUGUACUGCAUGUGCAGCGCUGCACCGGCGAGGCGCCAGACGCCCGCCCUUAAUGCUGUUCCUUGUCCUCCUUGUGGUUGCCCUGCCUGUCGCUACCGCUGCUUCAGUUGGCGAUACCCCACGGGGCUCUGGUUUACCCAUUUGCAGCGCUGGUGUUGCCUGCGCCCUGCAACGCCUUGCCCGGCCAGUUGCUACACCAUGUCGCGCGCGUGGGGCUGCCAUGCACAUUUCACAUACGGCUGACUCCACGGAUGACACGUGUUCUGCUUCUCCCACGCGGGUUGGACGCCGGAUUGCACCAACCAACAUCGCCCCUACUGGUCCUUUUGUUCGUGCUGGUGUGACCUUGACCGAAGCUCCUUCCCUUGUAAACCCAGCCAUCCCGAAACGGAUCCUCCGCCCCGGCUUUGCAUGCGGAAUGCCCACCCUACUUGAUCAUGCCGCUGCACUCGAUGAUGCCUGGGCCUCUCGUGCCUCUGUUCUGAUUGAGGGCCUCGUUGCACGCGGCGCUGCCCGCACAGGUGCCAGGGCAUUAAGUACUGAUGCUAAGCCGGUCACUGCCCGCCCUGCCGCUAGUGUGCCGGUCCUCCAACUUGCAGAUACUGUGCCCCUCACCCGCUACCAGAGUAGCUGCCUCGAGCUUCAGAAUCUUGUGCCUGUCGCCUGUACCGUGCCUUGCACCGAUUGGCUCGACAAUGACCUCAGGUUUCUGCGUGAUGCCCCUGAUACCUUGGCUGGUGUUAGUGCUGCCAUUCCGGACUUUGCCUACUGGCAUACCAUCAGCGAGCACGGUGGCCAGGCCCCUGCCUGCGUCCAUGUCUAUACCGAUGGGUCCGCCCAUGGCACGUGUGAACCACUUGCCAGUGCCCCUUGCGGAUGGGCGUUCAAUGUCUGGAUCGAGACUGUAUCUGGCUGGUACUUCUAUGGGUACGCCGCUAGCACCGCAGUCGCCCCGUAUACCCGUUUCUUUCUCGGGGAAUCGGAUGACUCGCCUCUCACCAGCGAGUUGCUCGGCACCACGUGGGCAUUGGCAUGGAUUCUCGAAUAUGGCCCUAUGUUUGACUGCCCAGUGCACCUGCACUAUGACUGCACCGCUGCUGGCGAAGGCACCUUCGCGCAGGCUGCGCCUGCUUACACGACAGGAGUUCCUGGAGGGCCUUGCCUGAGUCACGUUGCGGUCGCCUUUCGGCAAAUUGCUGCUGCCCGUGUCAGCCUCACCUCCGACUACAUUCCAGGCCACCAAGGUUUGUUAGGCAACGAGCUCAGUGACUCGCUUGCCAAGCAUGUGCGCACACAGGCCAUUCCAAUUGACGAACGUGUCCUGCCAGAAUGGCCGGCUCGUCUUGCCUGCCAUGACUUACUUGAAUGGGCGUGGCUUGUCCACACGGCAGAAACCGACCUCCCUACGCUUUUUGCCUUUGAGUCCGAGGCUGGGCGCCUGCAGAACAUGUCACCUCUGCCACGCCCUCCCCCUCAAUGUGGGAUUGGACAACCCGCCGAGAAGCAUCCACAGCCCGUACACUACCACAUUAAGGCUGUUACCUUUAACAUCCUUACUCUUCUGGAAAGCGCACAUGCCAAGCGCCGAGCUCCUGCCCCCACUGGCCUUCGGAUGAUGGGGCGACGACACGUCAUUUUGCGCCAGCUGCGGUCUGAGAAGGUCCUCUUUGCCGGUCUACAAGAGACCCGAGUUCAGGACACUGCCCUGUUGCCGGACCGAACACACAUCCUCCUCCACUCCGGGGCAAACGAUGCAGGCAACUACGGCUGUGCUCUUUGGGUGAGUAAGAGUGUACCAUAUGCCCACGUCGAUGGCCAGCCCCUUUGCCUAGAGCCAAAGCAUUGCACUGUCUCAGCGGCUUCCCCCCGGCACCUCGUUGUCUGUGUUGAAGCACCACACCUCCGACUUGGGGUGAUUGUUGUCCACGCGCCCUCCGACCCACAAGACGAGCAAGGUGUCCUCCACGCCUUUUGGGCCGCACGAACUCUUGAACUUGACCGCUUACCCAAAGGCAUGCCAGUCUUAGUCCUUGCCGAUGCCAAUUCUCGCCUUGGUAGCCUUGAAAGUGAAGCGGUUGGCUCGCAUCAUGCCGAGACCGAGACACCAGCAGCUGCUCAUUUUCACAGCUUCUUACUGCGCAACGGCCUCUGGCUACCCGCCACUUUUGCUGGCACCCACACCGGUCCUUCCUGGACCUGGCAAUCUCCCCGAGGAGACCAGCAUCGCAUCGAUUAUGUCUGCCUGCCGCAGGCAUGGACCUCCUUCGCAUGCUCGUCCCGGGUUUGGCAUACGUUUGAGGCCCUCCAGCAGCGAUGUGAUCACCUACCUGUCACACUUGAAUGUACCUUUGUGCGCGAAAGCCGGUCACACAUCACCAAUUCCUUUCGACGGGUGGCAUGCCGUCCUAAUGACCUAGAUCCCUCCAUCGACAAGCAAGCCUUUUGCCGUGCUUUGCUUGAGGCCCCGCCGGUUGACUGGAACCUAGAUGUCGAUGGUCAUUUCGGCACUUUUGUCACGACCUGGACCGCUGCCGGUCGGUCCAUACAGCCCAAGACCACAGCCCGUCCGCAGCAAAGCUUUUUGUCAGCGCAUGCACUUGGCCUUAUUCGCCAACGCAAAGAUACCCGUAUAGCACUACGUGCUGCGGAAAAGGAACUGCACCGGCGCCUCCUCAUCAUUGGUUUCGCUGCCUUUACGCACUCACGGGCCCAGACCUGGCUCACUGCUCUCGAUGUGCUUGCUACCUGGAGAUGGGUCCGCCAGGCUUGCCGAGAUCUUGCUGUCACAUGGAGCCAGCUAAAUCAGCUGUGCACCAGUGUCCGACAGGCCGUCAAGGCCGACCGCUGCCGUUAUCUACAGCGGCUCGCUGAUGACGUUCAGCAUGCUGACCUCCGCGAUCCGCGCCACCUCUACCAAUGCGUCCGACGGGCAUUUCCCAAAGCUGCCUCUGCGAAGCGAUCCCGCUUCACUCCGCUUCCUGCGGUCACUCUUGCCAAUGGCAUGCUCGCAGCUACCGGUGCCGAGCGGGCUGCCCGCUGGAACAGCCACUUUGCCGCACAGGAAUGUGGAACGCUUGUGACCCCCACAGCCUACUGCGAGCAGCUCACCGCAGCUACUGCCGUGCCACCGCCCUCGCAGCCACCUGUCUUUGACCCGCGCCUACUCCCCUCGCUCGACGAACUCGAGCGGUCAGUGCUCCAGCUCAAACGUGGCAAAGCAGCAGGGCCUGACGGAGUGACUUCGGAGUUGCUCAAGUUGGCUGUCCCAACCGCAGCACGCCAUCUUUUGCCUCUCUUUGUCAAAAGUUUGCUCACCCUGCGCGAGCCCGUCGAGUUUAAAGGUGGUGCCUUGAUGACGCUCGCCAAGAAAGCGUCAGCCGCUUUUGAGUGUGACCGCUAUCGGAGCAUCCUCCUCUCGAGCGUGCCAGGAAAGCUGCUGCAUAAAAGUCUGCGGAAGCGCAUUGCGCCCCUCCUCCAGCAUGCCGGCCAUGAUCUCAUGGGCGGUGUCCACCCAGGGGUUGGGGUGGAUUCAAUCUCCACAGCGGUGCGCAGCUAUCAAGCACACGCCCAGGCCACCGGAGGCCACCCCGCUGUGAUAUUUUUUGAUGUCCGAGCGGCCUACUACCAGGUCGUGCGUGAGACACUCACCGGUGCGGCCCCGGACGAUUCCGUCCUCAGGUCCCUUUUCUGCAAGCUCGGUGUACCAGCUACUGCCCUUGCUGAACUCCGUGAUCAUCUUACCAACCUCAACCACAUUAUCGAUAGUGGCGGGUCGCAGCACCUUGAGGCUUUCACUCGUGAAUUGUUCCGGGGGACAUGGUUCAGGCUCGACCAGCACAUCGAACUUGUCGCCACUGCUGCUGGGGUCCGCCCUGGCGACCCGCUAGCAGAUGUGUUUUUUGCACUUAGUUUUAGCGCCUAUAUACAGUCCGUGCAGACCUCGCUCCAGCGUCAGGACCUUGUCACUACGCUGCCACCAUGCGCUACAUGUCUGCCGGUCGACGGGCACACCGAGCCGAGGACUCUGCCCCCCGCGUCUUGGGCGGACGACUUCGCCGCCAUGUUGUCGGCAGAUAGUCCUGCACAAACCGUUUCCAAAGUCCGGGACACGACAUCGGCCUUCCUGACGCACGCCACUUCCAUUGGCAUGCAGUUGUCUUUUGCGGUUGACAAAACAGCGGCGCUGUUGCCACCAGCUGUGCUUUUUGCCGGUGUUUGUGAGCCCGCGCCUCGCGAUUCCCCUUAUGAGUACUUCAUACCUGUGCGAGAUGACAUCACAGGCCAAGAGGUCCGCCUACCGGCAGUCCAAGCUUACAAGCACCUUGGAGGGAUUGUUACCUGCUCUGCAUCCCUCCUUCCCGAGGUCUAUUAUCGCUUCUCGCAGUGCACUUGGACGCUGAGGCCGCUUCGUGGGUCUCUCUUUGGGAACCCCAGCAUCCCACUGCCGUUACGGCGUACUCUGCUUGGUUCGCUUGUCGCAACCAAGUUUACGUUCGGCUCGGCCACCAUGGAGCUCCACGUUGCAUACCAGUGGCGGCUGUGGGCAAGGCUUUACACAUCUAUUUGGAAAGCCCUGCUGCCCCGGUCUUCUGCCGUUAGCAAAAUCCAUUCUUAUGAGAUUCUGCGGCAAGCGCAAGCCCUUGCCCCGCCACUCGCCCUCGCCAAGGCGCGUGCCAGUUUGUACCUGAGGGUGCUUGAGCAUGGGCCUGCGACCCUGCUCCAUCUUUGGUGGCUUCAGUGGGAGUCUGCUCCGGGGCGUUCGUGGCUUGCCAUGUUGCUUGGCGAUCUUGAAUACGUGGCUUUGUAUUGCCCUGCCGUGCGGCUCGUCCUCGACUCCCCCAUUCCCCUCGUUGCCCUAACGGAGGCCUUGCUACAGGACCGCACGUGGUGGCGACGGCAGAUCAAUGCUGCAACAAGGAUCUAUUUUGCCGAUCUCGAGCGAUGGGCACACCAACGCAUUGAGCAAGCCGUGGGCCCAACGCCAGCCCCCUCGCAGGCUGCUCAGGCUUACUCCUGCCCCUUUUGCACCGCCAGCUUCCCACUCAAGAAGCAUCUCAGUGUACAUAUUGCUCGACGGCAUGGCCUGCCAGCGCCAAAACGCCUCUUUGCUCCACAUGCCACGUGCCUCGCCUGCCUCAAGCAUUUUCACUCCAUCCCAAGGGCACAAAACCAUCUUAAGAGUGUGCCUCGCUGUCUCGAGCGGGUACACCUCUUAAUGCCCCCGAUGGAACUAUCAGAGGUGAAGGCGAUUGAGCAAGCUGACCGCGCUUAUCAAAAGCGCAUUCGUUCGGGCUGUUGGCAGGCGUUUGAUGCCAACCGUCCUGUGCUCCAGGCCUACGGCCCCCCUCAACCGACGCGCGCUGAACUUCUGAGCGCGCUCGGGGAAGAGGCGCCCAUCUCUCUACUGGUUCAGCCACCUCCGAACCCCGCGUUCACGGCAUGGGUAUGUAAUAGUCUGCAUGCCCGCACGUGCGAGCCCCCGAGAGCAGGAACGCGCAGUUUCUGGUGGAGGCGUAUCCAGUAG